Molecule: messenger RNA, 705 nt
Organism: Micromonas commoda
Lineage: Eukaryota; Viridiplantae; Chlorophyta; Mamiellophyceae; Mamiellales; Mamiellaceae
Exons: 1
Coding region: 1-705 (234 amino acids)
Source: RefSeq, a predicted model, not a curated record
AUGUCGGCGCACGCGGCGGGACCGCGUGACCCGGGAAGCUCCCCACCGGACCGUCGCGAAACCCGCUGGACGGGCACCGCCGACGACGUCGCGUCGCUGAGCGCGUGGCUCACCGCCAACGGCGUCGACGCCGACGCCUUCGGCGAAGACGGCGCCAAGUCCCUCGUCGACCUCGCCGUCGAGAUCGAACGCGGCGAGACGACGCUGGUGCUCGACCCGCAAACGUCCGCGCCGCGACGGGACGUCCGCGUGCUCCGUCUGCUCGUCACGGACGAGGACGCGCGCCCGGGCAUGGUGCUCAUCGAGGCGAGGCAGGAGUGGGAAUCGGGUCGCGUACGGACGAGACGGACGCCGCUGUCGGAGAAACUCUUGGGGAACGAGGACUGGCGCGUCGCGUGCGCGCGGGCGGUGAACGAGGAGCUCGGCAGCGCCAUCGACGCGCGGACGUUCUCGAUGCGAGUCGACGAAAGUUCGGUCAAGGAGACUAUGAUGGAUCGCGAUUCGCUUUCGUACCCGGGCCUGAGGUCGAGAUACGUGAUGUACACCGUCGCGUGCGACGUCAAGGGCCUGCCGGAGCCCACGGAGCAGGUGUUCGGGUCGUCAACGGGGGAGAUGGGGUUCACGUCGGUGGAGGACACGCCCGCCGGGUGGCUCAAGGCGACGUGGACGUGGAGAAGGCGGGAGGAGGUCGAGGGCGAGACGUGA